GUGUAAAAAUAAUGUUAAAAAAUGACCUGUAAGUUAGUGUACAUAGUGUGGGAAAAUUGGUUGGAAAAAUAUAUGUAAAUGUUGUGACGUUCGGUGUGUUGCUUUAGUUCGGCCAAUCGUUGUUAAUAAAUAAGCAUGGAUGUGCGGGGAAUGUGUUAAGUGCAACAGCUGGUAUAAGGGAAAGUGAAUAAAGGUUUGUGUGAAGCAAAGAAGAGGAAAAAAGCUUUUAUAAGUUUCGUAAAGAAAUGAGGAAAUAAAAGAAAAUUUAAUAAGCAAUAAGCUUUCAAAUGUAUUGAAGGAAAUAAAAUGUUGAUCUUUUAAAGAAAAAAGCUUAAAUAAUGAGAAAAUAAAAAAGUCGUUAAAAUAGAUAAAAGAGCUAUUAAAAAGUUGAGAAAAAAUAGAAAAUAGAAAAAGCAAAUGAAAAUUUUGUAAAUAAGAAAAAAAAAUAUUUGUAAAAGUAAAUUCAAAAUUUGUAAAAAAAGAGUAAUUGAAGUCGUUUGCGGAAAGGAAAGUGUUAAAUAAGCUACUACAAAUGGAAAGUUAUUGAAAUUCUAUCCAAUUACAAAACAACAGUACAGGGACAUACUUGCAUUAACUAAACAGCAGUCCGCUAUACCUGAAACAGAUGUUAUGGAAACUCAUCGUUCCUUGGCGGAUUGGAGUAAUAGCUUACGUAGUAGCUGGAAUACUUUAUUCAAUGUUACUGGUGACAGCCUCAAUAAGAGUUUGGGACAAAAAGGGGAUAGAACUUAUCCGAUUUGUGUUAUUAAAACUCAAGACCACAUGCGUCGUAAGCGUGGUGCUAGACAAUAUGAUUAUAAUAAUGGUUACGCUGGCUUAGCACCUAAUGUUGUCUACCCGGGAUUCUCAUACUACGGAAGGCCUCCAUACCACAGGCAAUCAUACUAUGGACAUCCACAAUAUGGUUCCCAGUAUUAUCAAACACCAUAUGAAGAAGAAAAUAUCGAUGACGAAGCUGCAAAUGACGGUGAAGAUACUGAAAAUAAUGACAAUGAACCUGAAGAGAUGCCAGAUGUAAAUGAAAAUGACAACGUUCCGGAUAAAGAAUCAAAUUCUCCCAUUAUAAAUUGUGUUGUUGUAAUUCGCCGUAAGAAUCAAAUUAUUAAUAAACCUAUAAACCCAGAAACUGACAUCACAGACGACACUAACGAUGUCGAAGGGUAUUCUCCACCAUCUUAUGGACAACCGCAAUAUCCUCAUUACCCAUACCCCUACCCACCACAACAUCCACCAUUGUAUCCGUACCCUCCACAUGAUCACUAUCCCUACCCUCCACAUCCCCAUCCAUAUGAAAAUUCUCAUCCUUCCUCCAGAAGCAACAAAAUUUCAGGCAUGGACCCUUUAGCUAUGGUUCAGUACCAACAAAUGAUCGCUGAAUACUACAGACAUUUACAUGCCCUUUAUAUGGCGGAUGCAACCACUGGUAAUGCCAAAAGUGAUGAUCAGUCUGAUUAUGUUGAUGAUGAUGUUGAAGAAUACGAUGACAAAGAAAUCGGACAAUCAAGAUAGUGAUAGAGAGGAAUAUUAAUAUUUUUUACAUUACAUUCUCACGUUAUUAUAUUUCUUCAACUUAGUAUAAGAUAUUAAAAUAAAUUGUUAUACAUAUGCAUAUUACAACAUUUCAGACCAAAAACUUUAUUUACAAUUUCAAAUGUAACAAUUUUCCUAAUUAGUUCACAGUAAGAUCUUUAAAAUUAAUAUAUACAAAAAUAAAAUCAAGACUUUGAA
Lucilia sericata (common green bottle fly) is the source of this 1749-nucleotide messenger RNA. RefSeq lists its product as uncharacterized. Bases 631 to 1530 code for a protein of 299 amino acids. The record is from RefSeq and is a predicted model, not a curated record. The transcript has 2 exons. Lineage: Eukaryota; Metazoa; Arthropoda; Insecta; Diptera; Calliphoridae.